AUGAGAAGGAAAAGAAAAGGAAAGAAAAUGUGGCUAAAAGGGGAAGUGAUUUGUUUGACUGAAAUAUAUGCAAAGAAAAAAGAUGAUUUCAAGAAUCCAAGAGUAAGGAACAAGGACAUUUGGCCUGAUAUUUCCCUUGACAUUGAAAGAAGUGAAUUGGUAUCUCUGUUUAAAGAGCUUGUUGAAAGGAAGGAAGAAAAGGAGGAAAGGAAAAUGCAGAAAUUUCAAGAAAUAGUUAAUGAAAAAAUUGAUAUUUUGGGGCAAUUUUUCAAGUGUUUGCAAAAUUUGUUCAAGAUGAAUGAAUGUUUAUGUUCAGUGAUUUUCAUGUAA
Molecule: messenger RNA, 330 nt
Organism: Stylophora pistillata
Lineage: Eukaryota; Metazoa; Cnidaria; Anthozoa; Scleractinia; Pocilloporidae
Source: RefSeq, a predicted model, not a curated record